GUGCAGUUCGAACACACUGUACACUCCAUUCUGCAGUCACAAAUGCAACUGUUAACGUCACCGUGACUGUCACCGGAAAAGUCUAGCCUCAGGCAACAGACUCGAUUCGGAGCGGCUCCCCCACAAGACUAGUGCACGCCCGGGCCGGCAAAAAAAGUUCAAGUGUAUAAUCAAGGAUAAUCGUUGUUUUAGUUAUGUGUGUCUGCCAUGUAUGACUUAUAGUAGCAUCACUACUCUUUACAACUGUCUUUCUUACUUACAGUUUCUCUCUCACGGGACAUCUAGUUGGCUCCUAUUAAGUCUAGUCUAGGGUCCACGAUUCUUCAGCAAGUGCCUACUGAUUGAGCGAGCACGUCAGCUACCUGUAGUGUUCGAUCAGACACCCAUCCGCAUAUACCACUUCACCAACAUCUAAUCCAUCAGACAAUGCUCCGCAGAGCGUCGACCGCAUCAGUAACGCUCGUUGCAAAGCGUCUAUUUCCCCUAGGAAAGAAAUAUGAUGUCGAACCAUGGGGCCUCAAAUGGAGGUCCAAUACCUUCUUCAUCAUCUUCACAAUCGGCAUGGGCAUGUUCUCUGACCUGUUCCUAUACAGCCUGAUCGUACCUGUCAUACCAUUCCUUCUACAAGAUCGCAUCGGUUCAUCACCAGACCAGCUCCAAAGUCUAACCUCGACUUUACUAUCAACGUAUGCCUUGGCGUCGAUGAUAUCAUCACCCAUAGCUGGGCUUCUGGCAGACAAAGUUGCUGAAACGCGACAAGGCCCGUUUCUGGUCAGUCUUAGCGCGCUGAUGAUGGCUACUGUGCUCCUGGCAGUCGGACAGUCCUAUCCCGUGCUUGUGAUUGCGAGACUGUUGCAGGGUGCGGCCAGUGGCUGUGUGUGGACGCUUGGUCUGGCCAUGAGUCUGGAGACAGUAGGGCCGAAGAACAUGGGGAAGGUCGUAGGCAGCAUUUUCAGUUUCCUAACCGCAGGAACUUUAUUUGCCCCAACACUUGGAGGUCUUCUCUAUGAGAAGACUGGGUACCAAGGCGUCUUUGGUGUGGCUGUCGGAGUACUGGUUAUUGACCUUGCACUACGGAUUCUAGUUGUCGAGAAGAAAGUCGCAAAACGAUUCCGCGACGCGGGCGCCUCAAGCCCUGAAAGCUCCUCGGAUGCCGAUUCCACUACCGCCGACGACGACGAGGAAACCGAAUUGAUCCCCAAGUCGCCUUCCAUCGACUACGAUAUACCGACACCCGAAUCCAAGAUCAUCAAAGCCGUACCAAUACUAGCAUGUCUUAAGAGCAUGUCUCUUAUCAUGGCUUGUAUCCUUGGUUUUGCUCAAGCUUUCUUCAUCGCGACAUUCGAUGCUACCGUGCCCAUCAUGGCGAAAGAUUGGUACGAUUUCAGCCCCCUACGUGCCGGUCUUCUGUUCCUCCCCUUGGGAGUAGCAGAUCUCGUCUUCGGUCCACCAGCAGGCUGGGCAGUCGAUCGCUACGGCACCAAGCCAGCCGCCGUCAUUGGCUUUGGCUUGCUGGGCGCAGCAUACUGCCUGCUCCGCAUACCGCAGCCCGGAGGCCCCGAACAAAUCGCAGUCUACUCCGUUCUAUUGAGCUUGUGCGGUAUUGGGCUUUCGAUUGCGGGCACGCCUUCUAUCGUCGAGGCAGGCGACAUCAUGGAAAAGUACCACAAGGCAAAUCCGGAGUUGUUUGGCGAGGACGGGCCUUAUGCACAGCUUUACGGCAUGACAUCGACCAUGUUCAGCCUCGGUCUCACGCUUGGACCAAUUGCUGCCGGGAGCCUCAAGGACUCUGUUGGAUACGCUAACAUGAAUACUGUGAUGGGAGGGUUCUCGUUCUUCAUCAUGCUUCUGUCCGGAUACUAUAUCGGUCGGCCUGUUCCAUGGCUGACAAGAUUAUGGAAGAGAAGGGAGGCAGAUCAUGUAGAAGAGUCGGAAUAAUAAUACACCUUCAUCACUAUUUCUAUAUUUCCACCUUUUCCUAGGCUUCCUUCAAUUUGACAUUUCAGCGAUUCAGGCGGUCAAGCGAGGCGUUCUCAUACAACCACUGCUCCAUUCAAAAAGCACCAUUCCCCAAAGAUAGCGUAUGUAAUAGAAUAAUCAGCACCCAUCCAAACGAC
Molecule: messenger RNA, 2117 nt
Organism: Pseudovirgaria hyperparasitica
Lineage: Eukaryota; Fungi; Ascomycota; Dothideomycetes; Acrospermales; Acrospermaceae
Product: MFS general substrate transporter
Exons: 2
Coding region: 427-1938 (503 amino acids)
Biological process (GO): transmembrane transport
Molecular function (GO): transmembrane transporter activity
Source: RefSeq, a predicted model, not a curated record